Thelazia callipaeda (thelaziosis nematode) is the source of this 1008-nucleotide messenger RNA. The record is from the annotation of a GenBank genome assembly. NCBI's taxonomy places the organism in Eukaryota, Metazoa, Nematoda, Chromadorea, Rhabditida, Thelaziidae.
AUGUCACCGUUUGCUGGUUUCACUAUAUGUGGAAAGAUAGGUAAAGCGUGUUCUGGAUUAAGUGACGUUUUGCUUGUAAGACAGUUAGCUGAUAAUAGUUUGGCUGCAUUACGAAUAUUGCCUUUGGAGAAAAUGGAUUACGAUACAGUAAAGAGAGAAGUAUGGUUUUUGAAAUGGCUAUCUCAUCCUUGUAUUGUAACAGUAAAUCAAAUUAUUUCUAUUGGAAGUAGCAUUUGUAUCUUCUCAGUCUUAUGCGAUCUCUGUUCGGUUUUACAUGUUGUGCAUAAUUAUUAUCCAUGUGGUCUUCCUGAAAAAGCUAUUGCUCAAAUAUUAAAGAAUCUUUUGUCUAUUCGAUGCAGUCAUAUUCUACUCCAUUGCACUGGUAUUGUUAAGUUAACUGGUUUUCGUCGCUGUUUGUUUUUACAACGAAAUGAACUUACUGGUACUGAUAAUGUUUUACACGAUUUCGAAUCUGAAAUUUCGGAUGAAUUGCUUUGGUUAGCGCCGGAAAUACUAAAACAGGAUUUGUAUGGUUAUAGUUUAUCAUCCGAUGUAUAUAGUAUUGGAAUAACAAUAUGUGAAAUGGCGAACGGUUUUCCACCAUUUUCGGAUAUGGAUCGAUUACGGAUGCUAUACGAAAAAAGUAAAGGAACAACACCUCAGUUACUGGACUGUACUACGCUUUCCGAACAAAGCAGUAAUGACGAAUUAGGGCAGAAUCGACUACAAAGGCAACGUCGACGUUUCAGCGAAUCUUUACGCGCGAUUGCUGAUUACUGCCUCAAACCUUUACCAGAAAACAGAUGGUCGGUAUCAAAACUUUUGGCUCAUCCAUUUGUGAAGUCAGUCAAAAAAAACCGCUCUUUUACAUCCUUGUUGCCGCAAGUAGUGCGGAUCAGGCCUUCAAGAGAUGGCUAUCAACCAUGCGGUGAUUUCAAUCAUGAUUAUCUAGAACUUAUAGCUUCAUUUCAAGGAGAAAUUAAUAAAGUGUCCGACUUUGUCUACUAA